AUGGCAUCCAACAAACGAACAGUCAUAGAACUGUCCUCUGAUAGCGACGAUGACAACCCGCUCGUGCACCGCCGCCGCAAGAUCCGUCGACAGUCUCAGGCCAAGCGCAUCGAGGCAGACCCAGACGAGGUCAGGGACAAAGUCGCCGAUUUCCUCAAGUUUCUCGACGGCGCAAUCCCGCGGAACUUUGUCGCAUGUGAUGUCGCAGACUACAUCCAACGCGAGUCCAACACCCGUCUAUCUAUUGCCAAACAGCAAGGCGUCUCUCUGCAACAGAUCUUCAUCGGCCGAGAUUGCUUGCCCGCCUGGCACGACAUGCACUGGGAUCCGGAACAAGAGGCCCUGCACUGCGCCAUCCAGAACCGUCUGCUUGACUUGGAUGUCGCCAACGCUUUGGGCGAUACUCUUCGAGGCCUUCUCAUGGCCAAGGGUAACAUAAAGCUUGAAGAGGCACGACAGCUCGGGCUUAGGCUCGAAGACAUCACUAUUGGUGCCGGGCUUCUGGCCACAUGGAAUCGUCCAGCUCCGGAGCUUCACAAUAGCCACAGGCUAGAGAACCCUCUCAGUGAACAAGCCCAACAAGAAGAGCCCAUGGACGACGACAUGGGCCAGUCAAGCAUUGGCACCAGCAUUCCGCACUCGCUCAUCUUCAGCCGAGCGGGAACGCCUGACUUUGAUACCUCCAGCACUGCGUGCGACUCCUCCAGCGUCAAUCCCCAGCCCGAGUACUCGGAGAGUGACGAUGAAGCGCCGCAUAUUCUCCACGAUGUCGAGGUUGUCGGUUGUCGCGAGGGCCAUCCGGAUAUUGAUCUGGAGGUGUACUUGGUGGAGGAGGACUCUGACGUGGACGAUCUGCCCGAACUCGAACUUGCGAUUGAUGGGGACGCCUUUGCCUAUUAUUUUGGCGAUGAUGGCGCUGUGGAGGUGGAAAUUCCGGGCAUGGAUCUGCGGUGCUCACUCAAUAUGCCUCCCGAUGCGAGCUAUGAUGACGGUGACGCUGAUAUGGAGGACUACGAUGACCAUGAGGAAGGAAACGACGAUGAUGGAGAUCGAAACAGCCUGUUCGGCGAGGAUGAGGAUAUGGGUGGACAAGAAGACGGUGCUCAGAUCGAUGACGGCACGCAUACGCAGGUUGAUGGAUUCCAAGCGAGCUUCGCUAUGGCUCAAGAUGAUGAGGAGCAAAACUCGGUGAUUCAGAUCACUGAGGACGGCUUCAUGUGGUGA
Molecule: messenger RNA, 1224 nt
Organism: Trichoderma reesei QM6a
Lineage: Eukaryota; Fungi; Ascomycota; Sordariomycetes; Hypocreales; Hypocreaceae
Exons: 3
Coding region: 1-1224 (407 amino acids)
Source: RefSeq, a predicted model, not a curated record